Molecule: messenger RNA, 1128 nt
Organism: Penicillium cosmopolitanum
Lineage: Eukaryota; Fungi; Ascomycota; Eurotiomycetes; Eurotiales; Aspergillaceae
Gene: trm44
Product: tRNA (uracil) methyltransferase
Exons: 1
Coding region: 1-1128 (375 amino acids)
Biological process (GO): tRNA methylation
Molecular function (GO): tRNA (uridine) methyltransferase activity
Source: RefSeq, a predicted model, not a curated record
AUGAAGAUCUCCUCGCAAACCGUCAGAACGGAUGCAGACCAAUGGCGGAGAUUACCAUCGCCUGGUACAGAUAUCAUCGGAAAUGAUAAAUUAAAUGACAAGAACGGUGUGGUCCCGCACAACCUGGUCGAGAAAACAUAUGCGCGACUGAAUGAUAUCUACGCCCAAAAUCUAAUCAAAAAUUGGGCGGAGGAAGCCGAGCCAGCCAAACACGUAUUCGAAGACCUGGCCAUAGCUGCAUUUAUCAUUGAGCUGUGGAGAAGUCUAUAUGGCACAGUUCCGAAGAGUGAAUCGUCCGAAAAUAGCUGCCCGGCGGAUUUCCCAGGAUUCGUGGAUAUGGCUUGCGGAAAUGGUGUUCUCGUAUAUGUACUUCUAAUGGAAGGAUAUUCAGGACUCGGCUUUGAUGCGCGCCGAAGGAUCUCGUGGAGGACUUUCCCAGAGCCCGUGCAGGAUCGAUUGGUGGAGAAGGUCUUCAUUCCCAAGCCAUUCAUAGAUGUCCUCGAGCCAGAGGAGAUUGGCGUGGAUGCUGAAUUGGGCAAUUAUCCGAAGGGCACAUUUCUCAUAUCAAAUCAUGCCGAUGAGCUUACAGUUUGGACGCCAUUGAUAGCGGCUCUGGCCUGCCCCACGUCACCCCUGCCGUUUCUUGCUAUUCCUUGCUGCUCUCAUUCUCUCUCUGGAGAUAAAUUCCGUUAUCCACCAUCGGAAACAGGAACGCAGCCGCUCGACCAGGGCGAUAACAGUUGUCAAAAGAAGGCUUCAAUUGACCAAAAUCCACAACCAGCCUCGGGAGACCUGCGAGCACUGAGGUUGUUGAAGCAGAAAGAGAAGACAGAAGAGGGCAUGUUCACUUCAAUGUAUGGAUCGCUGACAGCGAAAACCAUGGGGAUUGCCCAAGAGGUUGGCUAUGAAGUACAAAGAUCCAAGCUUCAGAUUCCAAGUACGCGAGAUAUGGGUAUCACCGGAUGUCAAGAGGGAAAUUUAGCCAAUGAAGAGCUCCAGGAAAAGACCAUGCAAAUUAUUCGCCGAGAAUGCGAAGAUGAUGGCGGCAUUCAAGCCGCCGCGAGGAAAUGGGUCGAACGUGCUCGUAAUGUCCAUCGAGGUGACGAGGAAGGAAGCACGGUACAUUGA